Messenger RNA from Diaporthe amygdali, 318 nucleotides. RefSeq lists its product as uncharacterized. The record is from RefSeq and is a predicted model, not a curated record. The coding region runs from base 1 to 318 and encodes 105 amino acids. The transcript has a single exon. NCBI's taxonomy places the organism in Eukaryota, Fungi, Ascomycota, Sordariomycetes, Diaporthales, Diaporthaceae.
AUGAACUUUGGUGGAAUGCUGUCUCAAAAAUUCCGAUUCAUCGAAUCUGCCUCCUCAGCCCCACUCACCACACAACCUUUUCCACCCUCAACGAAAACACAAAGAGCGGGUAUCAGCACCAGCAGAGCGCGCUGCAUAGAUACACAGAUGGGCAGUGUCGGCCGAGCCAAAAGGGCGCGAAUAUGGUCCUCUGUAUUUGCCAUCGAGCUCUUCACGAUUCAGAUGCAUGAGAAUUUCGGGAGCAGGAGCACAUCAGCAGCAGAUCAGAUGCAAGGUCGUGAUGGAAAUGGAGUAUACCGCGGUUCAUCAUUGAUCUGA